AAUGACAGCAAUGGCGAGCCCACUUGUGUCCGCCCCCUUGUUCCAAGGGGUGGACAAGAAUUCGGCGGGUUACAAGCUGCUUUCGUCAAUGGGUUGGAGGGAAGGCGAAGGUUUGGGCGCCCAAAAGCAAGGAAUCAAAGAGCACGUCAAGGUCAAGAAAAAACAUGACGCUAUGGGCGUCGGCGCGGCCGAAAACGCUCAAACCCUGCGCGAGUGGACGACAGGCAUGGUCAGCUUUGACCGCAUCCUCUCGAAUCUGAAGGAGGUCACAGCCCGCCGUCCAACCAAUCACGAUAAAAGUAGCAGCAGCGGCUCAAGCGAUGAUGAGCCUGCGGAAAAGCCAAAAGCGGAGCAAGGAAGGGCAACUGACAAGAAGAAGGCGAAAGGCGCCAAGCGCAAGCGCGCCUCAUCGUCUUCCGAUUCAGAUGCCGGCAGUAGCAGCUCCUCCGAAUCAGACACGAGCGCCGACGAAGGCGAUGCGAAGACGAAAGGCGGCAAGGCUGCGGCGGCGUCUAUUGGUGCGACUGCUGCGGCCAGCGCUGCAGCCGUGAAGCGCCUCAAGCUUGCCUCCCACGUCGGCCGCUAUUCUAAGCGAGAGCGUGCCAAGUUUGUAAAAAACUAUAGCGCAUCAGAUUUGGAUGCCAUUCUGGGCGGAGCAGCUGCAAAGGCCGCCGCCCAGGGCAAUGGCGACGGAGAGCAAGAGAAUGGCGCCGGCCAACACGGUGGCGCUGUCGGUGUGGCGCUGGCUGAUCCCUCGAUGUUGGGGUUCAUGCCAGUCAUGGCAGAGGUCAGGGCCGUACGUGGCGCCCAGGACACCAGUAGCAGUGACGAUGAGGAGGAGAAUGCGAAGGCCCGGACAGCAUGCGCGGGGCAGCGACGUGUGGUGGUCGAGGGUAACAGCACAAGGCAAGUAUGUGUGCGUCAUGUAGGGGUCUCUGCACCGGGGGUAGCGGCAGGCGAGACUGUCCAGGGGUCGUCCCGGCAGCGCAGGGCGAAGGCGGCCGCUGUGCAGCAAGCGGAAGAGCAAUGGGAGCCUGGAAAGAAGCCCUGGUGGGCUGGAAUGUUUGUGAGAGCAGGUCGCAUGGGCUCCAUUAAACAGGAGCUGCGAGCCGGUCGGGAUGCUAAUGGCAAGGCCAGGAUUAACAUCACCGGCUUCAAGGAACAAGACCAGGAGAAUUUGUACGAACAGGCCCAGCACGGAGCAGCUCAUGGUCGGCAAGGCCUCGGUCGCAGCGAGAUGCCCAAGAAGGUCGCUGGGGCGCGCUGGUGUGGCACGAAAACCAAGCUGGAUGAGGACGAUGAGGACGAGCAGCAAGACGAUGAUGCUGACCGCGAUGGGGACGUUUCAGCCAGUGGCUCCGAGAUGGAGAGCGAGGACGAUGGUCGCAUUGUGGUGGUGCAGUCUAAGAAGGAGCAGGCGGCAGCAGCCGCAGCGGCAGCAACGGCAGUGUCUGUUCCAGAAAAGGAUAUGAAAACAUCCGCCGAAGCAGCAACAGGUGAUCGGGAAUUGCAACGGCAGCAUAUUGGUGCCAGCAGUGCAAUACGUUCGUGUACAGGGAAGGCCGCCAAGGGCCGUGGAAGUCGUUCCGGUCCUUCAGAAGAAGAGGGUGCGGGAAAGGAGGAGCGGCGGGAGGGCAGGCGGAAGCGCGACGUGAAUGGUGAGGGCGGCGACAAGGAAAAGGAGGACAAGGAGAAGAAGAAGCGGAAGAAGGAGAAGAAGGGUGGCGCUGAAUCUCUUGAGGCCCAGGCGGUUGAAGGGGUUGGCGGUCCUGUGGCCGCGGAGGUAGCUAACGGCGGGGUUGUGGCAACAGAAGCUGACAAGGUUAGUGACGGCAGGGGCGUGGCUAAGGCUCCAAAAUGGCGGAAGCUGGUGCGGCAGAUUUUGGCGGAUGCGCCCGAGCGGCGACUGAAGUUGAAGAAGCUCAAAAAGCAACUGGAAGCGGCGCAUGGCCUGAAUGGAAGUGGGAAAAAACGCAGUGCUGGUGGCGAUGUGGAGGAUGCGGUUGGGAUGGCGGCGGUGUUGGAGCAGCUGCGGUGUAGCAAGCAGUUCGUGGUGUGUGAUAAAUUUGUGACUUUGACAAAAUGA
Molecule: messenger RNA, 2086 nt
Organism: Volvox carteri f. nagariensis
Lineage: Eukaryota; Viridiplantae; Chlorophyta; Chlorophyceae; Chlamydomonadales; Volvocaceae
Exons: 7
Coding region: 2-2086 (694 amino acids)
Biological process (GO): regulation of ribosome biogenesis
Cellular component (GO): nucleolus
Molecular function (GO): nucleic acid binding
Source: RefSeq, a predicted model, not a curated record